UUGGAAUUGGUUCCUGGAUCUCUCAAUAAGGUAUAAUUUUUCAAAAACUUUGGAAUUUCUUUUUUCAUGAUUGUUGACGAUAGUUAUUUUCUGUAACUCGAAAUUAGUUUGGGAAAAAACAUUUUGUGCCAAGUGUGAAAUCUGUCAAAAUUCCGAAAUAUUUUCUGAACCAUAUUUUUCAAAUUUUCUUCAGAACUCGGAUUUUUCCAGAAUUGUACAUAAUUUGCUGUUUUCCAUGCGAUCAGAUUAUAAACCCAAUACAGUAAUCCUUAAUAAAAGUAGCCUCCAGUUUAACAUAAGUAUCCUGUUUCUCAAAGUAUACUAAAUACUACAUAAGUUUAAUCAAAUAUUCAAAAAUCUUUGCUCGCCGGAAAUUAUUUGUUCUCCGCCAUUUUCCCCCUUUUUCUGCUUUUCUCUGGAGCCACUAGUAUUAUUUACCUUUACUAUUGGCAGAUAACUUUGCAAAAAAAGAAUAAAAUGGAGUUUAGUAAAAAAAAAGGUUUUUCCCGCAUAUUUGCUCUAAAAAAUAUUAUUUUACUUUACUUUACUUCUGAUGUAUGGUUUCAAAGUGACGUUUUUUUAAAAAUAAAUGUUAUGUUUUGAUACAAACUCAAAAUAUUUGAAAUUCUCAAAAUUUCUUGGAGUUUAAAAUAAGAACUUUGUGACGCAUGAAAUUAUUUUCUUUAUUUUUAGUUUUCAAAGUGAGAUCUCUAAAAUCGAAUAAAAAGUUUAGCUAUUUUUGUAUCAGAUAUUUUCUGAUCAAUCUAAUUUCUUAGAGUUCAAAUUAAGAACUUCUUCCAAAAAAGUGAAGCAUAUCGAAUUCUCCCACGUGAUUUCGUCUCUCAAUUUUUCAGCCAUUUUUCAUAUCGCUGAAAAUAUCUCUAAACCCUAUUCAUUUCAAAUACUCUCUCACUUUUAUUUGUUUGUUUUUUUUUCGAUGACACGACGACGAGAAAAAGUGUGUUUUUUUUCGAUUUGUUGCCUUCGUUCCACUUUUGUGGUGUUGAAAGUUUCCGAAAAAAAAAAUCGACUAAUAGGUGUUGAUCUUUUAUUUUCGAGAAAAAAUUGAUUGUUCAAAUAGUCAUUGGUUCUUCGUUAAAUUCUAUUUAUAUUUAUUUAGUUUUAGUUUUAGUGCAAAUCAAAUUCGAUUUGAUCUAUGCGAACAUUUAUGUAUAUUGAAAUUUCAAAAGUUUUAUUUAAAAAUUAGAAAAAUUUCAUUUUUAAAAAGUACAGUGAUUUCAUAUCUUAUGUAUCUAAAGUUGCAUUUUUGCCUCAAUAUUUUUUUGUGUGGUCACUUUCAUUUUCCUUAUCAUAAUAUCCAAUCAUUUCAUUUCAUGUUUCACAUCUCAUUUUUUUGCCUCAAAAAAAACUAUCUCUUCACUCUCUCAUUUUCGCCCGCUAUUUCCCUCAUAAUCCGCGUAAAGUUUGCAUUUUUCUCUCCAGCUUCUUUGAUUUGUCCUCGUCGUAAAUUUUCACUUUUUCAUGUUGAUUGGUUCCAGUUCCUUUUUUGGGUUGAAUAAGUAUUUGCCGGAUUUUUUAAAAAUGAAAGGUUAUUCAAAUUUUCUUGACGAAUAAAAAAUCCAAUAAUUUUUCUAUUUAGAAACCUUAAAAGUUUUAUGGUUUCUGCCGAAAAAAUUCUCGAGGCCUUUUUUUUCACAAAACACAAAACCUGUCACUCAUUUCAUUUCACUGACCCCGCCCAACAAAAAAAAUGCGUCACAACUUAAUUUUAACUGACUCAUACAUUUUCUUUCCAAAUAUUUACAUAUAGUUUUUUUGUAGUCUUUUUUUGUUGCCAAGUUGUUUCAUUUCUCUCUUCUGUUUAUAUAACAAUUCAUUUUUUUUUCUCUCUCAAAUUUCACACGACAGUAAUAUAAAUAUAUUUAUUCAAUCAAAUUAUUUAUAACCUUUAUCUAAUCACAAUUUUAUCAAUUGACCUAUCGACUCAUUUUUUGUGUAGAUUUUUUCAGAAUUUUCUUGACUAAUAUGAAUAAUAUAAAAAUGUUUCGAUAGUUUUUAUCUCCGUCAGUUUUUGAAAAAUUUCUUAUCUUCUUUUUUUCAUUUCAAAAAAAAAAAACGUUGUUACAGAUAAAUUUUUAGAAUAUGACAAAUCAUCCAAUUGGCUCAGCUUUUCGAUUAAUAGGAUCACUUAUGUUACCACAAGAUUAUUCAAAUUGUAGUGAUGAUAAACAUGAUACUCCGUCAGCAUAUGAUUUUCUAACACGUGAGUUUGUUUUUCAAAAUUUGCCAAGGAAUAUCGGAAUACAUAAAACUCUACCCUUACAAUGAAUUAUUUUUCCAGAUCUCGAAAAAUUCCAAUUUAUUCUACUCUCAUUAGCAUUAUUUUGUACAUUAAUUGUAAUUGGAAUGUCAUUUAUCCAUUGGUAUUAUGUCUAUAAUUAUGUAUCAAUUGAAAAACGCCGAAACAAACUAUAUUGGCUAAUCGCAGUAUUUCCAGUUGCUUGUACUUGCUCAUUUGUAGCAAUGUGUGCUCCAAGAACAUCAGUUAUAUUAACUUGUAUCGGUGUUUUAUAUUAUCUCAUGUGUCUGUUUGUAAUUGUUUCUUUGGCUCGACAUUUAUUUGGUGGCCGAGAAUCAUUUUCAACAUGUCUUCAAUAUGAUAGUCGUCCAAUUGAUUUUCGAUCUCCUCCAUUUUGUUGUCUUAUUCCUUGUCUUCCAACAGCUCAAUCAACAGAAAAAAAUAUUCGAAGAUUGGAAUGGUGUGUAUUACAAGCUCCGAUUGUUCGAUCAAUUAUUAUAUUUUCUGAUGUUAUUGCAGUUUCUGAAUUACGCGAAGAUGCCAUACCGUUAGUUAUAUUUAUUUCAUUUUGUUUUCCAAAAUUGUAUUUUUUUGCAGAUUCAUUCGAUAUUCCGAUAUGGCAACUUUAUGUUCUCUACUUUUAGCUAUUUUCGGAGUUCACACUUUAGCGCGUGUCACAUCGGUAAUUAUUUUAUUUUCACACAUUUUUUCAGCAAGUCAAUUUUAUUUUCAAAUUUUCCAGAACAAAUUAUCCGCCUAUUGUUUUAUGUCAAUGUUCCGCCUCGUUGAUAUUUCCUUAUUAUUUUUCUCUGCUCAACAGCCAGUUAUUUUCCAAAAUGUACUUCUCAGAUUCAACCUUAUUUCCUGCGGCCCUUUAUUAUCUCCACAAGAAAAUGCAUACUGUAAGUUGUUUUUCUUCAAACUACAGUAGGCAAUAUAAUUUUUGCAGUUGUUUGUAAUUUCAUAAUUUGUUGUGAGAUGCUUUUAUUAAGUCUACUUUCAACAAUUCUUUUGGCUCCUCGUUUCAAUGCAAUGUUUGAUCUUUAUCGAUCACUUCCAAUGUCAGAUCAAUCAACAGAACAAUCAAUUAUUGAUAAUGAAAUAUAA
This is a messenger RNA of Caenorhabditis angaria, 3367 nucleotides long. The record is from the annotation of a GenBank genome assembly. NCBI's taxonomy places the organism in Eukaryota, Metazoa, Nematoda, Chromadorea, Rhabditida, Rhabditidae.